Messenger RNA from Solea solea (common sole), 2397 nucleotides. RefSeq lists its product as uncharacterized. Bases 448 to 1323 code for a protein of 291 amino acids. The transcript is spliced from 6 exons. Gene Ontology annotation, molecular function: oxidoreductase activity. The record is from RefSeq and is a predicted model, not a curated record. NCBI's taxonomy places the organism in Eukaryota, Metazoa, Chordata, Actinopteri, Pleuronectiformes, Soleidae.
AGUUCUUGGAUAACAACUUUAAAAACAAAUGUUUGAUUGAAACGUUCUCUUUCUCAAAAUUACCGUAAUACCUGAAGAAAACAGACCGUCAGAAUAACUUCACCAUGGACAUACGUGUGUGUGUGUGUGUGUGAACUUCACCCUCCAAGGCGCGUCAAUCAGAUCUUGAAAUCGUCACGGGAUUCACCGGACACAGUAAACUCCCGCCUUCCGGUCCCUUUGGGCUUCUGUGAUUGGUCAAAUGUUCUUCCAAUCAGCGGCGCCAGAGCAGGGUGUCACUAUGGUGACGGUGAAAACCGCCCAAGUGGUCACAUGGCGUUAGCUGACCACGUGUGGAAGAGGCAAGCGCCUGUGAAAACUCGUCUUGAGACAACAUUUUAAAGUUGACUGGAGUCAAGAGUCCUGACAGAUUAAGGAGAAAUAAAGGUGCCUUUUAAUUCAGACCAGAUGUCUUCUUCACCCUCCUCCUCCUCUUCUGUGCGUCUAAACACGGGGGUUCAAAUGCCCCUUUUGGGUCUGGGGACCUACAAGCUUCAGGGUCCUGACGGCGUCUACCGGGCUGUGGAUGCGGCCCUCGCUGCAGGUUACCGUGCUUUUGAUUGUGCGGCCGUUUACGGGAAUGAGACCGACUUGGGUCAAGCCCUGAGGAAGAUCCUGCCCAAAUAUGGCUUGACUAGACAGGAUGUGUUUAUAACCAGUAAACUGGACCCAAAAGAUCAGGGUGAGAGCGCAGUGGAGGGAGCUCUUCACAGCCUGACACAGCUGGACUUGGAUUACAUUGACCUCUACCUGAUCCACUGGCCGGGCACUAAGGGUCUGGAAGUGGGCGAUCAGCGUAACCCAGGUAACCGAGCUCAGAGUUGGGCCGCACUGGAGGAGCUGCAUGACCAGGGGAAGCUGAAGGCCAUUGGAGUGUCCAACUACACACCAGCACACAUGAGAGAACUGAUGCAGAAGUGCAGAAUCCCUCCUGCUGUUUUACAGGUAGAGUUUCACCCACGCCUGUGCCAGACUGAGCUGAGGCGUGUGUGUGAGGAGUAUGGAGUGUGUUUCCAGGCCUACUCCUCUUUAGGGAAAGGAGAGCUGGUCACUGAUCCCAGGGUUACAGCGGUGGCAAAGAACUGCUCACGCACACCUGCCCAGGUCCUGUUGCGCUGGGCAGUGCAGCAGGGAGUCCCGGUGCUCCCCAAGUCCUCGAAUCCAGACAGGAUAAAGGAGAACGCUGCAGUUUUUGACUUUACGCUAAGUGACACAGAAAUGGAGACACUGUCAUCUUUAGACUGUGGGCACAAAUACUGCAGGGAUUCUGCAGGAAUUGUGUGAUAAACCACUGGUUGACUUCCUUGGGAGUAUUUUUACUACUUCUGUUCUUCACUUCUGACAAUAACAGUUAAAUCACAUGCACUAAAUUAAGUUUUUCCUGGUGAUUUCACAUAACAAACACACCAAGUAGCAUUUAGGCAGAAUUACAUGUAUUUGCUUCAGUCAACAUAUUUAAUAACAGCCUUGUUUGUAUUAUCUUAAACAUUAUAGUCUUUCCAAUUAAUACCUAUUGUGUUUUUUUUUUUGCCUGAUAUUCUUCUGUUCACAGAUUUGUCAGUUUGAUGUAACACUCUUACAAAGUGUUAUAUAACAUUCAGUUUGAAUUGUCUGUGAAACACCAUCUUUUUGCAGAUGAAUAAACUCUGACGCCGACGCUUAAAAGAACUGCACAAACAAUAUUCACUCUAAAACCACUCUUAAAAAUGUUUUAUUCAGGACAGCAUAUACCAGAAGCUGGACAGCCGUAGAGAAAAUACAUUUACAAAAGUCCAUAAAAAAUGAAAAAGGAUUUUAAAAAAUCAGUUUUGUUCAAACACGUCUCCAGAUUCAAGUAAUAACACUAAGGAUGGUUCCGAAACUCCAGGUGCCCAGGCAGAGGUGGGUGUGCGCUCCCUGUCAAAACCAUUAGUGGUCACACGACUUCUACUGAAAUGGAAAGUCGAGACGAGCAAUUGUGACGUUUUCUCGUAGUUCUGACGGUAAACACACCUCUGCCUUUCUGUGCUUCCUCUUGAGUGUAAAUCUGUGGCAGAGAGCUGUAAAAGGUUUAAGGCGGUGAUUGAGUACAGGCAAGUCUGGUUCUGCAGUGUCACCUCACGGGUCACAGCAUGUUCAAGGCAGUUGAUAAGAGUAUAAUGCUAGUAUGAACAACUUGCAUGUAUUCUCAAUCAGCAGACUGUGCUGCCUUUGUAAGGAGACCUACUGGAAGUGACGUGUUAAAAGUAUUUCUUAUCACAUGUACUUAAACUCAGUCCUGUUUUCCCGGUUCAUAUCAGAUAUCACAUGACUGUGGAGUCACUUGUUAGGUAGCAGUAUGUGCUUUCAAUUGAACAGCAUUUUUUUUUUUUUAAACCA